UGACAAUCAACACACCGGCAAACGAGAUUCCAAAACAUCCCCAUUUCACCCUGACAAGAUGUUCAGCUCAAUCCGUCACAUAGCCAGGAUGUAUCCUGGUCUCAGGCAGACGUUGCUGCUGCAGAAGAGCACGGAAAUCCCCAUUGCGUACACUUCCACGAGAGCGCUCAGCCUCAGCCAGAGACGCCUCAAGAGCAAGGACAAGAAGAAGGACCACAAGAAGCCGACAAAGGUGGAGAUCAACGAGGAUCUCCUGCGGGAGCACAUCAAGUACGACACUCUGAUGGAUCACAUGCAGAAGGCCAUCGUGAAUCUCAAGGAAGAGUACAUCCGGAACAUCUCCCUGCGCUCCACCACAGGCGCCUUGGAGGAACUGAAGGUGAAGGUGGACGGAAAGGAGCACAAGCUGCAGGAGUUGGGACAGAUUAUCCGGAAAAAUCCACAAGUUGUGGUGAUAAAUCUGAGUGGUUUUCCCCAAACAAUUCCCGCAGUUUUGACCACACUGCAGAAGAGUGGCAUGAAUUUGAAUCCCCAACAAGACGGAACCACUCUGUUCAUCACUGUCCCUCCCGUGACGAAGGAGCACCGUGAAAAUCUGGCAAAAGGGGCGAAGGCGCUCUUCAUCAAGUGCCGCGACACCAUCCGGACAACCCAGAACGACACCGUGAAGAAGAUCAAGCGAUCAGACAGCGUGAGUGAAGACAUUGGCUACAACAUUCAACACCAAAUCGUGGCCAUUGGGGACAAAUUUGUGGCUGAGGCGGAGAAAAUCCACGAGACGAAGCACAAAGAACUCUUGGGAGACAAGAAGUAGGGAGAAAUAAAGACUUUUUCGCAUGUUCAGUACUCAC
Molecule: messenger RNA, 851 nt
Organism: Phlebotomus argentipes
Lineage: Eukaryota; Metazoa; Arthropoda; Insecta; Diptera; Psychodidae
Gene: mRRF1
Product: ribosome-recycling factor, mitochondrial
Exons: 1
Coding region: 59-814 (251 amino acids)
Biological process (GO): translation
Cellular component (GO): mitochondrion
Molecular function (GO): ribosomal large subunit binding
Source: RefSeq, a predicted model, not a curated record